AUGCUCUGGAUUGACAAAUAUGCCCCUAGAACCAUUGCCGGGCUGGAUUGCCACAGGGAAAUCAAUGAAGUUUUCACCCAAUUGUGCAAGAGUUCUGACAUUCCACAUCUGAUUUUGUAUGGCCCUUCUGGGUCUGGCAAGAAGGCUCGGAUUAUGGUGUUACUAAGGGAAAUAUUCGGGGCGAAGGCUGACCACAUAAAGGUAGAAACAUUGACGGAUAAGAACACAAACACAGAGAUAACGGUUUCUCAGAGCCAAUGCCACACCAAUAUCAUGUGCAAUGACCUGGGCACUCGGGAUAGAGUUAUUGUUCAAAAUAUAAUUCGCUCACUUUGUGCCUCCUCCUUCACCUCAUCUUUCUUUUCAAAGGGGCCUACAUUUAGAGUGUUCGUAUUACACGACGCAGAUUUUCUUUCGGAAGCCGCGCAGGCGGCGCUGAGAAGGACUUUGGAAAAGCAUAUACGAAAUGCCAGGGUUUUCAUGCACGUCAAAGAACUCUCACGGAUAAUGCCCCCUUUGAAAAGCCGCUGCCUUUGCAUCCGAUUGGGCCUGCCACGCAAGGAAGAAGUUGUUGCCGUGUUGCGAAACAUUUGCACAUACGAAAAUAUAUCAACCUCGCAGGCGGACAACGCGUUAUUGGAAAGGAUCUGCGAUGCAAGCGACCGGAAUCUUAGGCGCUCAAUUUUAACAUUGGAAACUAUUGCCACAAACGGCUUUGUCGAUCCCAUGACCAGCCUAACCCUGCCGUGGGAGAGAUGCAUUAAAUCUAUCGCAGAAGGAAUAGCCACCAAGCAGACCGUUCAAAAUCUGGCGGCACUGAGGACAAAGGUAUACGAGCUAUUUGUCUGCUGUAUCCCUGGGUCAACUGUUUUGCAGUGUAUCGCGACGUAUCUGUUGAAGCACCCAAAGGCCAAAAACAUGAAUGCUAUACUGGCGCAUUUGGGGGCCCAUUUUUCUCACACAAUGCGAAUGGGAUCUAGGGAAAUUUGGCACAUUGAGGCCUUUAUAGCGCAGGCGAUGGCACAUUUGGCCAGGCAGUAG
Molecule: messenger RNA, 1041 nt
Organism: Babesia microti strain RI
Lineage: Eukaryota; Apicomplexa; Aconoidasida; Piroplasmida; Babesiidae
Product: replication factor C subunit 3/5
Exons: 7
Coding region: 1-1041 (346 amino acids)
Biological process (GO): DNA repair; DNA-templated DNA replication
Cellular component (GO): nucleus; DNA replication factor C complex
Molecular function (GO): DNA binding; DNA clamp loader activity
Source: RefSeq, a predicted model, not a curated record